AGCUCCACAAUGCUCACUCUUUCCAGGCUGCACUUUGCUCAAACAAAAGUGGGGUAAGGAGACAAAGCUGCACAGCAGCUUACAGCACAGGACAGAGAACUGUGAGCUGCUGCUGAGACCAGGGAGUGGCCAAGAUGUUCAGUGUCCUGAUCAUACUCUGUUGCCUUGUUCCUGCUCUCACAUGAGGUCAAUGGAAAUUGGAUCAUUCAUCUAGGAUUAAGAAGAAUGGGGCAGGCUGGUGACAGGUGCUGCAGGGGUGCGUUUGGCCACCAGGUGUCAUAACAGACCUGCACAGCAGGACUGUGGGUGAUUCCAAAGGGACUGCCAUGCUUUUACAUCACACAAAAUCUGAGUUCCUGUCAUUCCUGGCACCUCUUACACGGCAGCAACUGCUGGGGAAGCUGCUUCCUCACAGUGAGUGGGAACUGUCUGCUUCCCUUUUGUUAUAGUUCUGCAUCCAGCAUGCUGGUGGCCUGGCAGCUGUUCUCCCAGGCUCUUUGAGCCUCAGUUUACCCCUGAAUUGGCAGUAUUACAACUAAUCUAUUCUAGUUCUCAUGGAGAUCUGCUGUCAGGGCCAAGUUCAUCUUCCAGACUGCAGAGGUUAAAGCAGUAGCAGGCAUGGCAGUGCCAGGCUCUGAUCCCCCCCUUUCAUCCAUGGGAAGGGACGUGGAGGUUUAAGUGAAUAGGAAAAGCAUUUGCCCUAGGACAGUGUAGAAACCAGAUACCAAGAGUUGGAGCUCCUUGAACAGAUGGACACAUGCUCUGUGAGUGAGGAGUGGGCAAUGAAACCUUCACAACUAUUUGGAAGUAUUUGUGGAUCUUCCCAGCUCUGGACAGGGCUGGCCAUUGCCUAGCACUGGGAGCUGCUAGAAGUUAGUCUACAUUCAUACUCCCAGUUCCAUCUUCAGCCUCUGUGGUCUGUUGGACCUCCACUACUGUGAGUCACAGAGUCACUGGGGCUGCACUGGAGCGGGGCUGAUGCUGUGAGUUAAGAUUAAUCCUGUCUUAAUGUUUCAUGGCUUUUUCUCCUCUGUUGAAGGAGUCUGUCAUCCAGAAAUCACUUCCAGUUGUAAAUAAAGUCCUUCCCUUCACGAGUUUCUUUUGAAACAUACAUUCCUAGAUCUGCCGAGGAGGGUUGUUACUAAAAGGGAUGUAGGAGCAGGAAGGAGCAUGUGCUGCCAUCUCCUGCAUCAUGGUGAGUGGAGAGAGCACAGGGUGAAUUAGGGAAGCUAUUUAUGGCAGCCCUUGCCUGCAGCAGGGCCUUCCAUACUCAUCUGGGUGGAUGUGAAGUCCUGUCUGCUGGAGGAGGUCUUCUGUAAAUCCUAGAGCUAUUCCAGAACUGAUCUCUGUGGCUUUGUGGCCAAUUUCAACCAGCAGUGUGUGUGGGAACAGGAGCGAUACUUUUCCGUGCUGGUGGCUGAGUCAUUUCCUAGGGUGUCUGUUUUAAAUGGGCAUGAGUAAGCUGGUGAAAGGACUUUGAUCUGCUGCUUGCCCUCUGUCAGGAGUGUUGAGGAAGAAGCCUGCAGCAGCAAGCUGGGAUUUGAAACAAGCCAUUAGAAAAGGGACUGACAGUGGGAUGGAAUUUAUACUGCUUUUUCCAACCUUGUCUUCCUACCUCUACCGGACAUCAGCAGGAGGCCACAUUAUUUACUGAGCAGAGUUAGAAGCAGCAAUAAAAUAGACUCCUCUCUUUAUUGCUGGGCAGGGGUUGGUUGGUAAGUAGUUUCAGGGUGGGAUGGAUAAGAUGGCCCUAGUCUUUGGUGGAGGGUGAGCUGAUGUCACCUGUUGGAAUGGGCAGGUUAGGAGCCAGCUAGGGCUGCUUGGAGUGAUCAGUUGUGGGGGAACAAGCACCUCUGGCUCCCCUGCCCUUGGAAGCAAUUGCAGCUGAAGGAGGGUAACUGAGGUAAUUAACAGAGGUAUACCCAGAACACUUCAGGUUUCUCACUGAGAUGUGUUUAGACAGCUCUAUUCCCUCUCAUUUUCCAUGUAGCCAGCCCCAGCCUUCCAUGAUGAGGAGAGAGCUGCUGUGCAAGGCAACACUGAGAGCAGAACCUGGCUGAAGUGGUGGGAUCCUUCCCUAGAAGCAGUGGGGCACCUCUAUCUUUGGGGAUGCUCAAGACUUCUUGUACAGCCCUGGGCACUGUGAUCAGCCUUCCAGUCUCAUCCUGCUGGCUUUAGAUCUAGGCCCUCCCUAACCUGAAGCACUUGAUGACUAUGGAGUUACCAACUCCAUAGUCAUGGGUUUUCCCCAUGUUUCCUGCAUUUCUCUACCCUUCCUUCCAGCAAGGCCUUUUAGGAUCUGAGACCUCUUAUUUCAUGCCACCAAGUGCUACCCAAGGGCUUGCUGGAACUCUGGGGAAAGGAUCUAGCUGGCGACAGGGAUUUCUGUUUAAAAGAUACUUGUAGUAACAGGACCCUGGUCCUAGCAGAAAGGGAAUCACCCAGGAUGGUCUGAAUUUAACUCCUACAAGCAUACUGAGAAAAACAGUUUUUUACCAUAUAAACCAUGGUUUUACUGUCUAUUUUGUGUUAUCACCGUAUGCAUGUUGGAGAAUUGCAGCAGUUGCUGCUGUGGUGGUGUACUGGGGUGGAGAGACCUGUGAAAGCCCCUCUAGUAGGAGGAGGAGCCCAUUGCAGCAGUGAGAUUGUUUGGUGCAUGGUCAGAGGGUCUGGAAAAACAUGGCAGCUGUGGAACCAUGGAUGCCAAGAUAACCCACUGAUUGUGCUGUUCAGUUUGCUGUGCGAAGGUAAGCUGGGAAGGGGGAGCUGGGAGCUGGCCGGGAUGUCCUCUGCGUGGAGGACUCUCAUCUGCAGCGUUUUAAAGCCAAUCACAAACUGAAUGUCAGCUGUGACACCCAGCAAAUUGUGGAAAAGGUCAGCCUGGCUCAAUUCUGGCCAAUCUCAGGGGCCCAAAAUACGUGUUAGGUCAGUGCUGGGUCACAUUUCUUCUCUGAUCUCUAAAGCUGUGGGUAGGUACUGUCUCCUAUCAUGUUUGACUAGGCACAAAUCAAGUGCCCCUGCCCUGCCCUGGAGUCCUGCUGCAUGUGGCCUGGGGCAAGAGAGUCCUGAGUAUCAGGAACCAGCAGCUGCGUGUCCUCGCCCCAACAACCAGUCUCAAAUCCCUGGAGAUCGAUUUUCAAGCCAGUGCCAUCCUAAGGAGGAAGGUGCUGGUGUCUCUGUGCUGCUGAGGAACAUCUCCAUGUGCCAGAGCUGCGGCUCUACAGGGUGGGUAGGGGUGAGAUAGGGGAGGGAGUGAUGUCAUCAUGGUUCCAUGUAAUCACUUGCUCUCUCCUGCCUUCAACUUGCUGGAUUGUGAUAGAACAGUGUCAGGUGAUUAAUAACACACACGUAGUUUAGCUGUUCUUGUUAUGCUAUGACUACCCUGGAGUAUGACAAACUCUGAGUAGUUUGACAGGUUCUGUCUGUCCCUAUCUUGUGUAGGAUCUAGAAUAAAAUGAAUGAACUAACUGCUCCUGGCCUUCCUGAUGAUUUUUCAGGUCUGCCUGGGGCUCCUGUGUCCUUCUGUUGGGUUAAAUAGUGGAUGUGACACUUGGGGACAUGGUUUAGUCAUAAACAUGGCAGUGCUGGGUUAACAGUUGGACUCUAUGAACUUAGAGGUCUUUUGCAGCCUAAAUGAUGCUGUGAAGCAGCAAUGAAGACUGGUGUUGUGAGAGGCAGCUGGAGGUGAAGCAGAAAUCAGCCCUGCCACGUCUUGCACACAAAGCACUGUCACAGAGGUGACUCAGAGUAUUUACUGGCUUAACCCUUUGCAGCAGCUCUGCAAACCAGUGGUACAGGGUGACUGUGGCUGCAGGAGAAGGGCCCAGGACCUUCCUGGCUUAUGGUUACUGCAGGUAAGAGCAAGGCCCAAGUCUGCAUUUCUUCUGCAUCGUGGCUCAUGGCAAGGGAAGUGGCCAUUGCUGUGGUGAGGCAGUCAUGCCUGUUCAAUAGGUAACACUGCAGGGAUGAACAGCUGUUCAUCUCUCUGAUCUCUCUGCACUGUGCCUUUGCAGGCAAGGAUGGAGCUGGACUCUGACCUGCCAGGAGAGCAGGCAGGCACCAGGGGACCUUUGAGCUCUGCCAGCCUGCUUGUUUCAUGAUCCUUCAACUCAGCCCUUUGUGCCCAACCUGAAGAAAUUAAGGCAAUGACAGAGAUGUUGGAGGCCGGGAGAAAGCAGAAUCCUAAGCCAGCGCAAGGGGAUGCCUGUGACCCGGGUCAGCUCCUGCCAGAUACUGAAGUGGGCGUAACAGAGUCACAUCUUGGCAAAGGAGGCCCGGAGCUGGAGACCGGAGCGCCUACGGCCCGAGAGUGAUGAAGAAGCGCUUGGGCGUGCCCGGGGCCCGGGCGGAGCGGCGCCCGCCUGGCGUGGAGGCGGCAGCUGGGAAGUGAGGGCUGCCCGAGGCGGGGCGGCCCCGGCGGGAGGCGGGCACGGCGGCCCCGCCGGAGGCGCCCCAGCCCGGCGGGCACUCCAGGGCGGGCACGGUCGGGGCAGCCCGCGGCUCAGCGGCGCGGAGCCGGUGCCCGGAGCGCGAUGAGGGCGGGCGGGGAGGCGCCGCACCAGGUGCUGGGCCGGCUGCGGUUCUUGCUGCAGUGCAGCGAGUGCUUCCGCCGCGCCCGGGCGCUGCCCGCCGCGCUGUGCUACGUGCCGCGGGAGGUGCAGUACAAGAUCUGCAAGGACCCCGCGGCCGCCGCCGCCCGCAGCCUGCUCAGCGUGUGGGACAGCCCGGGGCCGGCGCGGGGCGGCAAGCGGGCGGCGCGGGCCACGAUCGAGGUGCGGAAGGGCGGCUGCCUGCGCGCCACCGGCGAGGAGUACUGCAACAGCGCCGGGCUCUGGGUCAAGCUCAGCAAGGAGCAGCUGGAGGAGUACCCGGGCACCCGUGGCUUGGCGGAGGGCUGGAUCCUGGCGCAGAGGUUCGGAGAGGGAGGAGAUAAAUUAGUCCCGGUUGAUUCCGUGCAGAGGAUCCAGUGUCAGCACCAAACGCUGGGGGUUGAUUACAGACCUGCCGUCAGCUGGGAACAAGUGGUGGACCUGACGUACUCCAUGCGCCUUGGAGAGAUGCCCAGGCUCAUAGAGCAGGAUGAGGCCGCCGUGCAGAAGUUUCGGUCUGUGCCCCUAGGCUGGACCUAUGAGCACGACAUGGAGCUGGGGCGCUUCCUGUACGAUCACAGCGAGAAGAAGCUGCAGUGCGCAGACUGCACCAAGGAACACAUCAACAGCAUCGAGGUCUCCUCACACAUGGAGGAUUGUGUUGCAGCCCAUCUGACAGACAACCUGACAUACACCUUCUGGGAGAGCAGCGGGCCCCCGGGGCAGCACUGGGUGCGGCUCAACAUGAAGAAAGGCGCCAUUGUCAAGAGGCUGUGGCUGAUGCUGGAUGGGCAGUCCAACUCCUAUAUACCCAGGCGAGUGGCUGUGUAUGGGGGAACACUAAGCAGGCUGCAGCACCUGAGAACAGUCCUAAUUAACGAGAACAGCUACCAGAAUGUCUGCAUCCUCCGCGACAUGAAAACCCACAUGCCCGUGCUGGAGAUCCGCUUCCUGGAGUGCCGGGACCAAGGGUACAAUGUCCGUCUGCAGGGGAUUAAGAUCGUGUCCUUCUGGGAGUGGGACCUGAUCCUGAACGCCGACAUGUUCCAGCCAGCCCGGCUGGUUCGCUACCCUCUCCUGGAGGGGGUGGAUGCUGACGUGCUGUACCGGCGAGCUGUGCUCAUUCAGAGGUUUGUCCAGCUCCUGGAAGGUGUCCUGUGUUACCUGAUCCCCCUCUCUGAGGACAGCAUCGGCACCUUCAACGCACUCAGGAGCAUGAAGCCAUUCCUGCUGCUGUCCAAGCAGAGUGAAGCCCUCAUUGCCCACUGUCUGCAGUCCUCAGAGAGCUCUGCUCCUCACAGCCUGCCAAAGCUCUACAUCAACCGGCUCCUGGCCCGGGAGCACCGUGCCAACCCCGCGCUGGACCCCAGCUGUAGGAAUGCCGUCUUCACACAGCUGUAUGAAGGCCUCAGAUCUUCCAAGAACAAUCAGCCCCUGGACUACAGGUGGCCCCUGACCUACAGCCAGUGGUGGGAGUGUGAUUUCAUCACUGAGGGCAUCAUUGACAAUGGUGGUGGCUUUCGGGACAGCCUGUCAGAUGUGUCAGAGGAACUGUGUCCCAGCUCCAGCGAUGUCCCGGUGCCUCUGCCGUUCUUUGUGCGCACCUCCAAUCAGGCCAACAGCAGCAGUGACACCAGGGACAUGUACGUCCCCAACCCCUCCUGCAAGGACUUCCCCAAGUAUGAGUGGAUUGGGCAGCUGAUGGGAGCAGCCCUGAGGAGCAAGGAGUUUCUGAUCCUGUCUUUGCCGGCGCUGGUGUGGAAGCAGCUGGCAGGGGAGGAGGUCAGCUGGAGCAAGGACUUUGCCACUGUGGACUCAGAGCUGGUGAAGCUGCUGGAGGUGCUGGAGAGGGUGGACAAGGAAGGCUUUGAGUUCAUGUUUGGCAGAGAGUUGACCUACACAACAGUGCUGAGUGACCAGCGCAUGGUGGAGCUGAUCCCCAACGGCAGCAACACCGCUGUGCGCUAUGAGGAGCGCAAGGAGUUCAUCCGCCUGGUGCAAAAGGCUCGCCUGGAGGAGAGCAAGGAGCAGAUCGCAGCCAUACGUGCCGGGCUGCUCCGUGUGGUGCCCCAGCCCGUGCUGGACCUGCUCACCUGGCAGCAGAUGGAGAAGAGGAUCUGCGGGGACCCGGAGAUCACAGCGGCAGAGCUACAGAAGUUCAUCAAGUUUGAUGACUUCCCCUCUGAUGAUACCCGUAUCCAGUAUUUCUUGGAGGCACUCAACAACUUCACCAGUGAGGAUCUCAGCCGUUUCCUCAAGUUUGUCACCGGCCGGAGCCGCCUCCCAGUCCAGAUCAAUGUCUACCCAGAAAGGUCAAACUUGGAUGCGUUGGACCUGAUGCCACAGGCCUGCACGUGCUCCUGCAGCUUCUUCUUGCCCAACUAUUCCUCGGCCAAAGUCUGCGAGGAGCUGCUGCGCUACGCCGUGUACAACUGCAUGUCCAUUGACACCGACAAGAACCCCUGGGAUGAAUGAGACCCCCAUGUGCCCAUGCCCUGGGAGCCUCAGGGACACUGGAUUCAAUAAAACUGCAGGGCCAGGUCCUGCUGUCCUGCCCCA
Molecule: messenger RNA, 7148 nt
Organism: Motacilla alba alba
Lineage: Eukaryota; Metazoa; Chordata; Aves; Passeriformes; Motacillidae
Product: E3 ubiquitin-protein ligase HECTD3-like
Exons: 22
Coding region: 4533-7064 (843 amino acids)
Molecular function (GO): ubiquitin-protein transferase activity
Source: RefSeq, a predicted model, not a curated record